Molecule: messenger RNA, 1235 nt
Organism: Tarenaya hassleriana
Lineage: Eukaryota; Viridiplantae; Streptophyta; Magnoliopsida; Brassicales; Cleomaceae
Exons: 7
Coding region: 161-1027 (288 amino acids)
Source: RefSeq, a predicted model, not a curated record
UGAAUCAUUCCAUUCGAGGGGAGAAUCUUGAUCUCUUUAACACGAAAAGUCUACUGAAUCACAUCCUCGCCAUAGAUUCUCGCUGGAGAUCACUGUCUCCGUCGCCGCCAUAUUUUCAGUAGAGAGAGAGAGAGAGAGAGAGAGAGAGAGAGAGGGGAAGAUGAGGAGGCGAACGAUGUACGCAUGGGGAGUGCCGAUCAUAUGUUUCGUGGUGUUGAUGAUCGUCACUCCCGCGAUCCCUCAAUCGCAAGCCUACCACGAUUUCGCUGAUCAACGCGCCUUCUUCGGAAUUCCGAAUGCUCUGAAUGUCAUCUCUAACUUCCCCUUCCUCAUCGUCGGGCUUGUCGGUCUCGUUCUCUGCUAUUACCCCAAUUACUUCAUAUUCAGCCUGCGAGGUGAGAGAUUGGGAUGGUCUUGCCUUUUCAUUGGCGUGGCUGCUGUUGCAUUCGGUUCCUCUUACUACCAUCUCCACCCCGACGAUGCUGGCCUUGUCUGGGAUCGCCUUCCUAUGACUAUUGCUUUCACAUCCAUCAUGGCUAUAUUCGUUAUCGAAAGGAUCGAUGAGCAUAAGGGUACUGCUUCCAUUGCCCCUUUGCUUGUGGCUGGUCUCGUUAGCAUUUUGUACUGGAGGUUUUUUGAUGAUCUUCGGCCAUAUGCUUUAGUCCAGUUUGUCCCUUGCAUUGUCAUUCCACUGAUGGCUAUUCUCUUGCCUCCGAUGUAUACACAUUCCGCCUACUGGCUCUGGGCUGCAGGAUUUUAUCUCGUAGCCAAGGUGGAAGAAGCUGCCGAUAAACCCAUUUACCGCUGGACUCAUCAUACCAUAAGCGGGCACACUCUAAAGCAUUUGUGUGCUGCCAUGGUUCCGGUCUUCCUCACGCUAAUGCUUUCGAAGAGAAGUAUCGAAACCGAAAGGAUAAGCUUGAUCAAGGCAUGGAAGACCUCAUGGGGCAGGAUUAGAGGGAAGGGCUCGGAGUCUGAGAGCUAUGAAUAUGUUUACUCGAAUGUAGCUGUGGAUGAGCCUCAGUAGCUUGUGUCGGUCGAUAAUGAGAUAUAAGGUAAUAUAACAUAUUAUGCAUUUUAUGUUAUAGAAUAGUAAGAUAGGACCUAUAGCAUAUAGUGGAAUUUUAUAUAAAUUUAUACAUCUUUUUUUUUAUAUAAAAUAUAUAGAAUGUAAUAAAUUGAAGUCGAAUCCCUGAAUUUAACGAAAUCAAAUGAAGGGGAAAAAACUGUUUUAU